Protobothrops mucrosquamatus (brown spotted pit viper) is the source of this 1343-nucleotide messenger RNA. RefSeq names its product forkhead box A1 (gene FOXA1). Gene Ontology annotation, molecular function: transcription factor binding; protein domain specific binding; RNA polymerase II cis-regulatory region sequence-specific DNA binding. Gene Ontology annotation, biological process: regulation of transcription by RNA polymerase II; cell differentiation; anatomical structure morphogenesis. NCBI's taxonomy places the organism in Eukaryota, Metazoa, Chordata, Lepidosauria, Squamata, Viperidae. The record is from RefSeq and is a predicted model, not a curated record. The transcript is spliced from 2 exons. Bases 21 to 1343 code for a protein of 440 amino acids.
CCGCGCACGUUGACUCCAGGAUGUUAGGGACUGUGAAAAUGGAAGGGCACGACGCAAGCGAGUGGAACAGUUACUACGCCGAGACUCAGGAGGCCUACUCCACGGUGCCAGUGAGCAACAUGAAUUCCGGCCUGGGCUCCAUGAAUUCCAUGAACAGCUACAUGAGCAUGAACGCCAUGACCACCAGCGGCAACAUGACUUCGGGCUCCUUCAACAUGUCCUACGCCAACCCGAGCCUGGGGCCCGGCUUGAGUCCCGGCGGCACCGGAGCCAGCAUGAACAGCAUGUCAGGCAUGGGGUCGGCGCUGAGUCCCGGCGGCAUGAACGCGAUGGGCGGCCCGCAGGCUUCGCUGAACGGGCUGGGCGCCUACGGGGCCAUGGGCCCCUGCAUGAGCCCCAUGGGCUACGCCUCCUCCAACCUGAGCCGCGGCCGCGACGCCAAGAGCUUCAAGCGCAGCUACCCGCACGCCAAGCCGCCCUACUCCUACAUCUCGCUCAUCACCAUGGCCAUCCAGCAGGCGCCCAGCAAGAUGCUGACGCUGAGCGAGAUCUACCAGUGGAUCAUGGACCUCUUCCCUUACUACCGCCAGAACCAGCAGCGCUGGCAGAACUCCAUCCGCCACUCGCUCUCCUUCAACGACUGCUUCGUCAAGGUGGCCCGCUCGCCGGAUAAGCCGGGCAAAGGCUCUUACUGGACGCUCCACCCGGACUCGGGCAACAUGUUCGAGAACGGCUGCUACCUCCGGCGCCAGAAGCGCUUCAAGUGCGAGAAGCAAGCCGGGCCCAAGGGCGGAGGCGAGGGAAGGAAAGACCCGGGGGUCGGGGCCGGCUCCCCCUUGCACCGAGGCCAAGCCAAAGGCGGGCAGCUCGAGGCCGCCCCGUCCAACCCCGGCGCCGCCAGCCCGCAAGCCCUGGACCAAAACGGGACCGGAGCCGAGCUGAAGCCCUCCGUGGCUGCUGCUGCUGCUGCUGCUGCUGCUGCUGCAGCUGCAGCGGCCGCCUCGGUCCCCGGCGGGCCGGCCUUGGCCCCCUUGAGUCACCCGGGCCACGCGCUGGGACCCCACGAGCCGCCGCUGCACCUGAAGGGCGACCCCCACUAUUCCUUCAACCACCCCUUCUCCAUCAACAACCUCAUGUCCUCCUCCGAGCAGCAGCAGCAGCACAAGCUGGACUUCAAAGCCUACGAGCAAGCGCUGCAAUAUUCCUCCUACGGGGCCGGCCUGCCCGGCGGCUUGCCCCUCAGCAGCGCCUCCAUGGGCGGGAGGGGAGCCAUUGAGCCCUCGGCCCUGGAGCCCUCCUACUACCAAGGUGUGUAUUCCAGACCGGUGCUGAACACCUCGUAG